ACAUGACCCUUCCUCAUAAUAUUCCUGCGUUCAGUCGGUUCAGCUGGGUUCACCUUUAUUUCGUGACCCGUGCAUUUUCGCCCACGAGAAACAUCUGUAAGACUGUAUUUUUGUGGAAUAACGAGGAAAUGAUAUAUUUAGAUACCCCCAGGUAUUAUAGAGAACGUCAUGCGUCACGCCGGUGUGCAAUUAAGCUACCACAUUGUGUUGUACGGUUGAUUUAAAUUGUAACGAUUGACCUAAAACUUUUGGGGUUACCCUAAUUCAGUUUGUUGUGAAUGACGUCUUCUAUUACGUAACACGGAUUAUCAUGCCGAUCCCGCUGAGAGCGCGCGUCUUUCUGCAUGUCGUCUGCUUCCAAUAUAAUGCGCUAUGCUCGGGCGAAAUGACUAUUCAUCUACCUGCAUUUCGAGCGACCGGAGCACAAAUCUACUUAUAGUAAAACAACUUAUUCCUCAAAUUUCAGACCAUUUCAAGACGAGUGAUCACUCAACCCUUCCCCCGACUGACAAACAUCAAACUAAGGAGAUAACACAAAUGCCACAAUGAAUAGAAUUUCCUGAUGCCUGACAUUUUGGUAAAAAUCUGUCUAGAAAUUUAUAGAUUGGAUGAUUUGCAUCGAAGAAUGACACAAAGUAAACGCUUGGUGCCACUCAUAACACAAUAGUAAUCCUUUUUACAAAGCAUUAACUGAAAAAGACUCCACCAGCUUUGAAAUACUUCUGUAUUCUCACUUAUAAAAAACGGAAUCUGUAAAGAGACAUUUGGGGGAGCGUACAAGAGUAAUUUGACUUGCUGAAACUUAUAGAACACAGAUAAAAUUGGACUUCAUUUGCCUAUAUUUUUUAUACUAGACACUCCAAUUCAGUCCAUAAGAUGUGACUGAGCGCAUUUUCGUUGCAGUUUCAAUACAUGUACAUGGAAUUCAAUUGGCAAUCUAGCAUUUUUGAGGACUUUAUAAUGAUCCACUAGUAUUUUGAAGACAUUUACUUUUGAAAGCCGUUUGGCUUGUUCGACAAGGGCCUUAGAAGUAAACGUAGGAAGUAUCUCUUUCCUAUUUCAUGAUUAAGGAAGAUUACUGUCGUGAUCUCUGCCAGACAUUUUUCAAAGUUCAUAACUUAUCAAGCCUUGGCUGCCCCUGAAGCAAUUGGACUGGAGGACAGUGAGCUGAAGAAUUUGCGGUAGUGGGAAACAAUUGGUGUUCAAAAGUAGGAGUUAUCGGAGAUUCAUUUUGUGCUUUCUCUGUAUGGAUCACGAAGAAUCAAGGUUAUAGUGCCUACUUUCUGCACGGAUCGCAAAGAUUAAAAGUUGGGCUGAUAUGUCGUCCCCGAAGCAUUCACCGGUAAGGGCAGCCCUGUCAAUGCAGCUGAAAGCCCACCCAAACCUGUAUUCGAAGACGGAGGAAAGCUGGAACGCUGGUCGGAUGGAGGAGGACGCUUUCAUGCAGGAGAGAGGUUCAAACCACAGAGACACUCAUCAUGUACAGUCUACAGACUCCAAGAUUUGCUGUAUGUCAAGAAAGUCUUUAUGGAUAAUCGGUGCUGCAGCUUGUGUGUUUCUUGCCAUUGCUUUGGGCUUUCUCAUCGGCUUCUUCACCCACUAUGCAGUUUCCAAAUCUUCAGUUACCAUGACAACAGCAAAGAGGAAAGAGAUGCACCGACAGGCUGUGGGAAGUGUUACACAGAGCAGUAUAGGAGAGUAUGAAAGGAUGCAUGCGGGUCAGCAGUGUCAGAUAGGAAGUUCUUCUUGCCCUGGCAACCUGACCCAAACCCUUGCCUCUCAGCUGUCCUCCAUGGGCUUCAAGGUUUCCACAUCCAUGUACAACGUCCUGGUCUCCUACCCGGACAUGACCCGGAUGAGCAGCAUCCGCUCCAUAGACCCUCAAGGGAACACACUCCAGAUGGUGCAGCUCUACGGGGGUGAGGAGGAUGCUGGGCCAAACUACAACAUCGCCCCAGCAAGGAGUCCUGCGCAGUUCUCCUCCGGCAGCGGACAAGUGUCCGUAGGUCACCAGGUGCCUUUGGGCUCUGCAGAUACUGUCCUUGUAGGCACCAAUGGGGAUUCAAUGGUGCUGACCAACGGAGGAUCGCAAGCCAUGCCCGUAUACACACCUUAUACUGCUUCUGGUACAGCCCAGGGUGAUCUUGUGUAUGUGAACUUCGGAAGAGAAGCAGACUUUCAAACUCUGAGAGAUCUUGGUGUGGAGGUAUCAGGAAAGAUUGGACUUGCACGACAGGGGCAGGGCAGUGCUGUUGAUCAGGCCAAAGUUGCUGUAAGUCAUGGGAUUUCUGGACUUCUUCUCUACCCUGACCCCAAUGACAUGACCUCUGACAUGCCAAUGACCUCUGUGAUGACCCCUGAUAUGUCUGGUAUGAACGGCGACCCUUUGACCCCGGGAUGCCCAGCAAGAGAUGGAAUUUUCAGAACUUCCAUGAACUCUGUCGACCUUCCCAGCAUUCCGAUACAGCCUGUUUCCAUGGCAACAGCAGCCAUGUUGUUAACUAAUCUGACCGGAAUAGCUGCUGAGGGGGACUGGGUCGGCGGUCUCAACGUGAGCUAUCAGAUAGGUCUAACGGGAGAAACCAGACAGCCAUGGUUCGUAGAGCUGGACAUUCAUAAUGACGUCAUCCAAAAGCCGGUCUAUGAUGUCGUAGGAACAAUACAGGGCUCAGAGUAUCCAGAUGAAUAUGUCUUGCUUGGAGGUCACUACUCCAGUAUGAUGACCUCCAUGGUGACCGCGGGGUCGUCGUCGGCGGUGAUGGAGUCAGCUCGGGUCAUCAGCGAGAUGAUGGAGAGUGGGUGGAUGCCUAGACGUACCAUUGUGGUUGGUCUGUGGGAAGGGUCAGAGUUCGGCCAGGUGGGAUCUACGGAAUGGGUGGAGGAUAACAGAGUCAUUUUGAGGGACAGGGCUGUGGCUUAUAUUGAUCUAGCUGGAGGUGGUACUGGUACCAUACUCAACACACAGUCAUCACCCAUGCUCAGGGGAGUUCUCAUGGAGUCUGCCGAAAAGAUUGGUAUAUCAUCGAUGGUGAACCUAGAUGCUUUGAGAGGAGUGGGGGACUAUGUACCUUUCUCUCACUCUGUUGGCAUUCCUUCAGCUAGUAUUGAGAUUAUGAGUAGUCAUGACAUCAACAUUGAAAUGCUACCUACCGAUGACGGUACUAUCAUGGGUGUGUCAUCGGCCCAGCUUGGCACCCAAGUCAUUCUCUCAUUGGCUGAUGAUGACGUGUUAAAUCUAGACGCCGGUGCUAUGGCGGACACUGUGAUGACCUACGUGGACAACAUUGAUACUGUGCUCAGCAGCACUAUGUCUCCUGAUGAGCCAUUGUUUGCGGAAGGCGCAAUAACUAUGCUGAGAUCUGCCGCCACAGAUUACAUGACGGCUGUCCAAGGCUUGCAGGAUGCUAUUGGAUCAGAUUCAAUUGUUGACUCGCCAAUUACCAUGACGAUGGUAAACAGUCGUUUGAUGACCAUGGAACGUUCAUUCAUUGACGAUACAAUAGGAGGGUCCAUGGGGAGUGUUCUUUAUGGAAUGUCAGGUACAGACACCCUCUCAACAGUUUCGCAGAUGAUGCUGAAUGAAACAGGUACUGUUUCCAUAGAGAUGGUUCACCAAACCUUGUCCAGGCUUCAAUGUACAAUACAAUCAGCUACACAGUCUGUUGGCAUGUCACUGUCAUGACACAGUUUAACUUGAGGAUUCCUCAAAGACUUCCAAGGAUUCUCUCCUGGUGAUCCAAGUGCCUUUGCAGCUGUAGGUACCUAUUUUACAUUAACAGUUCAAGUAUUAAAGACAUUGCCAGAGAUUCAAAUUCAAUGAAUUUGUAUUUGUAAUACGGCUAAAUUUGGGAAAUCCGAAGGGAUUUCAAGAUUAUUUAUAGUCAUCUGAAGGUGUGAAUAGGCCUACAUCUUCAAAUAACUUAAACUUGUAAUUAUGUGGAGAGUGAAGAACAGGCUGAACCAAAUUUGGCUCUAAAUGUGAAGAAUUUAUUUUUUUGUCAUUAGCUUGAGAAAAGGAAAUAGGCCUAGAUGCAGAAAAAAAAGAAUGAACAAGUGUUUGAUACACAUCUUACUGGGGAGCAUGCUGAGUGAUAUAAUCGAUUGGAAUAUAAACACAUAUUUUCAAAAUGACUGAUGUCAGUGGCAGGAUGUAAACCAAUGCCAUCAAAAUGACUGAUUGCAGCAGUGGGAUAUGACCCCAUGUCAUCAAAAUGACUGAUGGCAGAAGUGGGAUAUGAACCAUUGCCAUCAAAAUGACUGGUGGCAGCAGUGGGAUAUGAACCAAUGCCCUCAAAAUGACUAGUAGCAGCAGUGGGAUGUGAAUCAAUGCCAUCAAAAUGACUGGUGGCAGCAGUGGGAUAUUAACCAAUUCCAUCAAAAUGACUGGUGGCAGCAAUGGGAUAUGAAACAAUGCCAUCAAAAUAACUGAUUGCAGUGGUGUAAUAUGAACCCACGCUAUGAACAUGACUGGUGUCAGUAGUGGGAUGUAAACAAAUGCCAUCAAAAUGACUUGAUGGCUAAAGUACCAAAAGCACAGGAAUGCAUGGGUGUAUCAGACCUUUCUUUCUCAGUACACCUUACCAAAAGAAGAAGAAGGAAAUAACUUAUUUAAAAUAUGACCGCUAGUCUAGACUGGACCAAGAUGUCUGCGAUAAAACAUUUGAACAUAGUACAACAUUUUUAUUUUCCAAAUAUGAAGCAAUGAACAUAAAAAAAAACUGCAGACGAUCAGUGAUGGCCAUAGUCAUUCUAAAAGUUUUUAGUAAGUCAACAUAGAGAUUCCAAUUUGUUACUUUUUUAUAGGUAUGCAAAUCUGGUAAUUCAUAUUGAAUAUGAUAAUGGAAUUAAACAGAUGUGCAUCUGUACUUUCAUAAAUUUACAUUCCUUACUUUAUUUCUAAAAUGUCUUUUUUAAUUCAUCUUAUUUGUAUUUCAUAGUGCUGGGUAUGAUGAUUGGCUUUCAAAAUGUAAAUAUUUGUGUAUUUUAAAUCCAUUAUAACUGCGCAGAUAACAAAUAUCCUCUUGACAUGGUGACCUUUUCCAUUAAGUAGUUUUGGUUUCGCAUUCAUCUUUACAGAUUUUAUAUGACAUUUCUCAUUGCUUUGUUUUGUGACAAUUGACCUAUCUUCUUCUAUUGUAAAACAAAAUUUUAUCAUGCAUUGCAUAUAGCCUUGGGCAUUAAGAAUCACAUUGAAUUCUAGUAUCAUUGUAUGUUGUAAAAUAUAGAUUUUUUAUCUAAAGAUAUUAUUAUUGUUUUAAUUUGAAUAUCAUGUAAAUACUUAUUUAUUUUGACAAUCUUUUAUAUUAUGGCAUGCCUCUUUUAAUAUCAUUAUUAUGUAAAAUUUUGCUUAUGAGGAUGAAGAUUCUUCUUACCUAAUUAUUGACUUUAAAAAAUGAUGACUGAUGACUCUCGUCUUGCAUUAGUUCUUGUACUUUUAUUGACUAGAAUUUGCUGCUGGUUUUUCAUAACAAAAAACUGCUACCUGACAUUCAUUGAUAAGAAAUAACAAGAUCUAAAGCAAGACCGGAGUGUAUUGGGGUUGGAUACGAAGUACAUCUCAAACAUUUAAUAAUUGUACAGUAUUUAUUAUUGUUGAAAAAUACUUUUAUAUUUUGGUUUUAUCAGUCAUUCUUAUCUUAUUUAGUAUGUAUUACAUAAUUGGAAUUAAAAUGAAAAUUUGCAUGCAUUGGCUGCAUAUGUCCAAAAUGA
Molecule: messenger RNA, 5709 nt
Organism: Lytechinus pictus (painted urchin)
Lineage: Eukaryota; Metazoa; Echinodermata; Echinoidea; Temnopleuroida; Toxopneustidae
Product: N-acetylated-alpha-linked acidic dipeptidase 2-like
Exons: 14
Coding region: 1319-3682 (787 amino acids)
Molecular function (GO): carboxypeptidase activity
Source: RefSeq, a predicted model, not a curated record